Molecule: messenger RNA, 3822 nt
Organism: Clupea harengus (Atlantic herring)
Lineage: Eukaryota; Metazoa; Chordata; Actinopteri; Clupeiformes; Clupeidae
Gene: tbx18
Product: T-box transcription factor 18
Biological process (GO): cell fate specification; somitogenesis; positive regulation of DNA-templated transcription
Cellular component (GO): nucleus; chromatin
Molecular function (GO): DNA-binding transcription factor activity, RNA polymerase II-specific; RNA polymerase II cis-regulatory region sequence-specific DNA binding
Source: RefSeq, a predicted model, not a curated record
UAUUGACACUUUAACGGAUCCCGGCCACUGCUUUUGCCGUCUGCGCGCGCUGACAGAUCAAUGUGACCGUUUCAAAAAUCCCUGUCGCUUCGUUUUCACCCAUUUUUCACUCGUUCGCGCGAGGAUGCCAGUGUUUGCUGGUUAACAGUUGCUAAAUCUGAAUCUACUUUCUGCGCGAGGAUUACACUGAGCGCACUCCGGGCGGCACAUGCACUUUAGGUGAACUUUUACUCUCUGCUGCUCGAGAUACUUAUCCACUUCUGCGUCUCUACGGCUCGUGGCAUGGCGGAAAAACGGAGGUCCCCGUGCACCAUGAGCCUCAAGGCUCACGCGUUCUCGGUGGAGGCGCUCAUCGGCGCAGAGAAGAAGCGAAAGCUCGAGGACGACGACGAAGACAAUAGUGAGACCUGUUUCGAGGAGGGGAACGAGGUCGCAAGCCUUAACGGGAGUCCGGGGCUCAGAACAGAGAGGUUGUGCGCCAGCACUCGGAGUUGCGAGAUUGAGUGCGCAAGUGACGGAUCCCCUGACUGCGAUGAAGUGUUGCUGGAGAGCCCACGGCCAUCUUCCCAGAGUACUCCCCUGCUAGUGAGUGCUUCGGGAGAAGAGAUGCGCGUGGACCUGCAGGGUUCGGACCUGUGGAAACGGUUCCACGAGAUCGGAACGGAAAUGAUUAUCACCAAAGCGGGCAGGCGGAUGUUCCCCGCCAUGCGCGUGAAGAUAACGGGUUUGGACCCCCAUCAGCAAUAUUACAUCGCCAUGGACAUAAUUGCUGUAGACAACAAACGAUACAGGUACGUGUACCACAGUUCCAAGUGGAUGGUCGCAGGAAACGCGGAUUCGCCCGUGCCGCCACGCGUGUACAUACAUCCGGACUCGCCCGCAUCUGGCGAGACAUGGAUGCGGCAGGUCAUCAGCUUUGACAAGCUCAAACUGACCAAUAAUGAGCUUGACGACCAGGGUCAUAUCAUUCUGCACUCCAUGCACAAGUACCAGCCACGUGUCCAUGUCAUCCGCAAGGAGUGCGGCGAGGAGCUGUCGCCGGUGAAACCGGUGCCGACCAGUGACGGCGUUAAGGCCACCGCCUUCCCCGAGACCGUCUUCACCACCGUCACGGCCUACCAGAACCAGCAGAUCACCCGUUUGAAAAUUGACAGAAAUCCCUUCGCUAAAGGAUUCCGAGACUCUGGGAGAAACCGGAUGGGAUUGGAAGCCUUGGUGGAAUCAUAUGCAUUUUGGAGACCAUCGCUGAGAACGCUGACAUUUGAGGACAUCCCGGGAAUGCCCAAACAAGGCGCUCCUGGUUCUCACGGAGGUGUGGUUGGACCGUCGCCACAUGCACACGCACACCUGCUCUCCUCCUCCCCCUGCUCUUCCCCCGCCUUCCACCUGGGCUCGGGGGCGGGGCAAAUGUGUGACUACACCGCCUGCAGCCGAGCAGGCCACACCCUCCACCGCUACGGCCCGCCCCUCGACUCCUACAGCCGAUUGGCCAGCCCUACUGUCGACAGCUUCUCCUCCGCCCGAACACCUGCCUAUGUGGGCGGAGCCGACGGCGAGGCUUUCUCCUGCGCCCAGACUGGCCUGCCAAUCCAGAUCCCUGGAAUGCCAGGCCCCUCCCCUCCCCAGCUCCAGUAUCUGAUGCCCGGCACUCACAACGCCUUCUCAACCAAUCAGAGCUCCCAGAGCUCCUACGGCGGCUUCCGUCUGCACAGCCCCUACGGUCUCUAUGGUUACAACUUCUCCACGUCGCCACGCCUGGCCGCCAGCCCGGAGAAGAUGGCCGCUACGCAGGGCUCCUUCUUAGGCUCCUCCCCCAGCGGCACGUUGACGGACAGGCAGGUUCUGUCGCCUGUUGACGGUCUGCAGGUCCUGGGCGGCGGAGCCAGCGCCCAUCAGAGCCUCUUCGACUCCAGGACUCUUGGGAGUUUGGGGGCAGGGCUUACAAGCUCCAGCUCUCAAGUCACCGCCCACAUGGCUUGAGACUGCCCCUCUCACUCCGCCUCCAACAUUGUUGUCAUGGUGACCGUGUGGCAGAGAGACUUGUGAGGAUGUCCUUUAUUUGUCUUGGAAGAAUUUUGUCACACUGAGUGGGAGACUGUGGAGACAAGUGAACAUGCUUUGCCGUGAGGAUUAUUCAAUUAUCCAGAUGGCCUAUGGACUAGAGAGAAAGAGCACGAGAGAGACUUGAGGAAUUUCUGGGACUAUAACACUGAGAGUGACUACAGACUGAGGGACUGGACACUGGAGUCCGGAGGUCUUCAUAUUGAUAUCCGUCAACGCCACAUUCAUUAUCGUUGUACGUCAUUAGUUUCCAUUUUGUUCUUUAAACAUCUAUCAAGAUCGUUUCAUUUCGCAAGGGAUAGUUAGGAGGACUUCAAACUGGGCAGUGUAGACGUUGGGACACGGACUGCACCAGAAAGGCAGUACCAGAACUCGCAAAACAACACGAGACCUAAAGCCCCAUGAGAACCAGAACCAACAUGGAGAGCAGAACCAGAACUGUUUGAGCUGCCCCAUUUAGACAUACAGAGAGCACUUCCUUUGGGCUUGGUUCAUGUGUGUGUGUGUGUGUGUGUGUGUGUGUGUGUGUAUGUGAAUGUGUGGAUACGGUGUAUUUCUUUGUUGGUGUAUGUGUAUGUUUGUGUGUGUGUUACUUAUUUCUUGUUAUCAGAACAAGAUCAAACUUUAACUCUCUUAGCAAUGAGUGACCAGCAUGACGGGGACAGGUUAAGGAUCAGUUCCUACACUUAUUAUAGUUUGGUAAGGUUUGUUCUUCAGGGCAGUGAUAAACCGUCCAUGUUGAGCAUGUUAAAUAAUAAUGUUAGAGACAACAACGAUAUUUCUCAUACAAAUUAGUUGUCUUUUUGCUCCAGCUACACAUUUUCAGAUUAGCGGUCAGUCACAAAGAGCGUUACCCAAGGGAUCAGAGCAGCAGAACCACCAACUGUCAGACCUGAAGUGUACAUGAGUUAUAAACCACCUGCUGGGACUGUUGUGCGACUGUGGCUGCAAACACACGCAAAGCGUAUAGAUGCUUCUUGUCUGGAUUAACACACAACAGCACUUUCUGACUUUGUGUGGAAAUGUGUGCAAGGUCGCAGAAUGAUGUAUUUCACACUACAUAUAGCCAUUCAUAGGGUUGUUAUAAAUGUUAUACUGGCUGUAAUUACACCUGUAAUAAACAGGAGUGUCAGAGUGAGAUAUGAGUUAAAACCUUUGUCAUUCACCAAAGAGAAAUUCAGUGGUUCUCUAUAAGGUAAAUGAAAAUGAAAGGUACUGUGUUACAUGUGAUCUGGAGAUAUGGUGGCUAAUAAAAAUCAUUGCAGUGGUUUGUACCAGUUUCUAUGAAUGGCAGCAAAGUAGAUACCUUUUGUUUCAUUGUCUGUUUCACAAAAGUCUGUACAUUCAGAGAGAGGAACAAGAUGGCUGCUGCCCGCAGAAUGGAUAUGGCCCAGGUCAGAGCCGGAUCUGAACCGAGCCUAAACCGGAUCUGAACCGAGCCCAAGCCGGAUCUGAACCGAGCCUAAACCGGAUCUGAACCGAGCCCAAGCCAAAUCUGAACCGGCUCAGGGCCAGAGCAAGGCCAGGUUCUGCUCUGAGCUCUGCUGGUUCUGUUGGCUCUUGGUGGCUGACUAAUUCACCGAUGCACUUAUGGCAAAUUUACCUUUCAGCUUUUUUUUUCUUUGUCCUGUGGCCUUGCGGCGGUAGACAACUGGACUCUUUGAUUGCUGACCGUGGACCAUGUUUGGCCGGUACUAUUAUUAAAAAGAGAAUCUGAUCAAAUGAAAUUUGAGCCAAAUAAAAUGUACUUGUGACUGAUAA